CACGAAAGACCAGUGCGCACGUCCACGUACGAUUAUUUUCAGAAUUUGGCGCGAGCGCGCUUUGAUGCGUCACUCAGGCAGACGACGGGAUGAUUGCUUGGUGGGCGCCACUGUCUUGGAAGACGCCCUCGCCUGUUGUGAUUAAUGCUGGAUUAUGAUUACUGCCUGCAAAGAAAGCAGCUGAAGGAUACAAUGUCGGUGACAGUGGAGACAACAGUGUCCAGCGUACUCCCACUGCCAACCCACUUCGCCCAGGCCGAGCAAUCCUUCUCCUUAAAAAAGCGCCGCCUGCCUUUCUCCUCCUCAUCGACGUCCAAUUUGUCCAUAUCAUCCCCUGCUCACUUGGCGCACUGUCCUCAGAUGCUACCACUGUCUAAAGAAUGCCCUUUUGUGAGACAUGUGUUCCCCCAGAAAAUGACCCCCUGGACGCCGCUGUCCUCCUCUCUCAGCCAGUCGCCUCCCCCUGAGUCUGUGUAUGACCCCAAAAAGCAGCAGUCAUAUUUUAAUCAGUGCUUCACUACGUUGGGCAUGCUUGGAAGGGGUUCUUUUGGUGAAGUCUUCAAGGUGCAAAGCCUUCAGGACGGAUGCCAGUAUGCUGUGAAACGCUCUGUCAAUCGCUUCAGAGGCAGCAAAGACAGGAACCGCAGGGUAAAGGAGGCAAGGGACCACGAAUGCCUCUGUCCACACCCUCACAUCCUCAACUUGGUGGCAGCUUGGGAGGAGAGUGAACGGCUGUACAUCCAGACAGAACUGUGUUGCAACAGUUUGCUGCUUCAUGCUGAAAAUCAGCCCCCCUGCCUGGAUGAGAACACAGCAUGGUCCUACUUGUGUGACCUUCUCUCAGCGCUGGACCACCUGCACUCUCACGGUUUUGUUCAUCUAGACCUCAAGCCUGCCAACGUCCUCAUCACGGACUCGGGGCGUCUCAAGUUGGGGGACUUUGGGCUUCUGCUGGAAGUCAAGGGGAACGGCUCAGAUCGAUUGUCGGAGAAGGCGAGAGAAGUCGACCAAGGAGGAGAUCCCAGGUACAUGGCGCCUGAGCUGCUGCGGGAUGAGUAUGGACCUGCUGCAGAUGUUUUCAGUUUGGGUGUUUCCAUUCUGGAGCUCGCAUGCAAUGUUGAGGUUCCCAAUGGUGGCGAGGGCUGGCAGCAACUCAGACAAGGGCGCCUCCCUCAGGUCACAAAGGAGCUUUCAGCAGACCUCCAGAGUGUUCUCCAGAUGAUGCUAGCUCCGGAACCUUCUGACAGGCCUACGGUGUCUCAGCUUCUCGCCCUCCCCUCAGUGAGGAAACGCAGGUGGAAGAGACGCCUUUAUCUGACGUUUGUCGAAACCGUGCAGAAUUUGGGGCUUUUCUGCCAGCUGCUGAUAAACUUUGGCCGAAGACUUUUCUUCUCCCUACAUUUGCCGUUCCUCUUCGGGUGGAGCAAGCCGGCGCCCUGCACUCCUCCCAAAGAGCAUUGGGACAAGGAGGUAAUGCUGCUCCUCAGCGCUGCCCACUCCGACAGCUCAGAUGACGACGCCGUGUUCCCGAUAGAACCCGUAGGACCGGAGCUUUCCCCCACAUUUUCACACAGGAUGAAAAGCACGUCCACUCUUCUCCCCCGUUUCCCAGGACUUGAUCAUCUAAGUCCACCCCAGACCCCGAGUCGCCUGAGUCCCUUUGAGUGGGCUCACUGUAACGGUGCACACACCAGCAUCCAAUCCACUGACUGCCACACAAUGACGCCUUCUUACAGCCCCUGUCUCUCAGAGACGCACAUUUCCUCCAGGCAGAACAGACGUUCCUCACAAAGGCGAGAUCGCAAGUGGAUCUGCUCAGAAGACGAUACGUCACGAGCCAGCUUUAAACCAAAGAACCUUCUCUGUUUCUUUGAGGAAACCAACACGGAGGGACAGCCGUGACUUCUAAAGACUUUCUGUGCUUAGGGAGUGCAAUUGGACCUAUUAAGUUCACUUCUUGCUGCUUCUUUUAGGAAAUCUUUCUUUUUUUUCUUCUUAAAAGCAUGCUUUGUGUUUCUAUGAGUGCAAUAACACACUAGUCCAGAUGUGUUUCAUGAGUGAUAUUUGAGUUCACGUCUAAAAAAAUAAACUGUUGUUAAUGUUAAGCAAA
This is a messenger RNA of Nerophis lumbriciformis (worm pipefish), 2110 nucleotides long. RefSeq names its product protein kinase, membrane associated tyrosine/threonine 1 (gene pkmyt1). Gene Ontology annotation, biological process: meiotic cell cycle; protein phosphorylation; negative regulation of G2/MI transition of meiotic cell cycle. Gene Ontology annotation, molecular function: protein kinase activity; ATP binding. Lineage: Eukaryota; Metazoa; Chordata; Actinopteri; Syngnathiformes; Syngnathidae. Gene Ontology annotation, cellular component: nucleus; cytoplasm. The record is from RefSeq and is a predicted model, not a curated record.